Aplysia californica (California sea hare) is the source of this 18195-nucleotide messenger RNA. Its product is annotated as dynein heavy chain domain-containing protein 1. Bases 155 to 16606 code for a protein of 5483 amino acids. Gene Ontology annotation, molecular function: ATP hydrolysis activity; ATP binding; dynein light intermediate chain binding. The record is from RefSeq and is a predicted model, not a curated record. Gene Ontology annotation, cellular component: dynein complex. The transcript is spliced from 99 exons. Gene Ontology annotation, biological process: microtubule-based movement. Lineage: Eukaryota; Metazoa; Mollusca; Gastropoda; Aplysiida; Aplysiidae.
GUAAGAUGGCGACUUGACAACGCUGUGUACAGAGAUGAUGCUCUCUCUCCAAGUCUCUUGGUUAACGUAAAUAUGUAGCCUACAUUCAAGAUUUUGAAAAUGGAGGCUUGACUGGCUGAAUAUUUAAUCACCCUCUUUAAAACUCAAAAGAAUCAUGGCUUCGAAAGUAGAGUCAGGCCUUUCAGAUGGCACAAAAUUGCCAAGUGUCAUGAUAGGAAGGAGCUGCUUGGUCUCUCCACCAUCAUCUGUCAAGCCCACUCAAAUGAGUCCGAAGGAAAUAGCAUCAAAUUGGUGCUCAGAACUUAGGAACAGGAUUACUGAAAACAUUGAGUGCCAUGAGGAUGUUAAUGAGGAUGAUGUCAUGCUGUUGAAACAAGAGCUUAUCGGAGUCUUCAUCACUGCACUGCAACAAGACUCGCGUCCACAGUGGCAAGUCUUUGUGGAGAUAUUGACUCUGCUGGAACCUUUCAAAAGCCUAUUUGAUUACUUUGAGACAAGGGCAGAGUUGCAUCAUUACCUGGAACGAGUCCUUCAACAUGUUCACCUUCACAAGGAACGGCUCUUUGACCUGCAGAUUGAGGCUGUACUAGAAAAGAUAUUUCCAGAGGAAAUAUCUCUGCUGAAGGGUAAAGAGCCUGUGUGUGUGAGGAACUACUGCAGUGCUCCUCCUCCUGUUCUCUCUCUCAGCAUCCCAUCGCCAGCCAAACUCCCCUCAGCUCUGCAGCAACCUCUGCCUCACCAGUACCCUGGCAGGUUCCUGCCUGAUGGAACCAAUCCCUACUCGACAUAUAUUCCAACUGAUGAAGAAAUUCUGGGAGCUAAAAAGCUUACUUUUGGAGACCUAAGCAAGUCAAUGGGAGCUGUUGGUCUUGAAAUGGCUGCAAGAGAGGCCAUCUGGAGCCACUCAGUUGGGACCACGGCGCUGGCCCUUGCCACAGACAUUCCUGGAGAGAAAAUGAGCCCAAGAAAGGAGAAGAUAGACAGAAUGAGUGAAGUGAGCAAAAGUCUUCCCUCUGUGUUGUCUUCAAGGUCAGAGAAAACACCACGACCAGCACCAAAGAUGCAAGAAGAAGUUCCCGUGAUGACUGGACGAGAGGCUGUGCAAUUCUUUGCCGGGUGUCACCACACAGGGAAGAUAAAGUCUCUGUACCUCAACAUUGCCCCCAACAGGCACUACAGGCCUUAUGAUUUGAUCUCUGUUCCCAAGAACAAGGUGAAUCGGGAGCACUACGUCUUCUCCACAUUUGGAGUUCUCCACGUGUACCCUGACCAGCCUGCGGAGAACAUGACACUGGCCGAGUGGCAGCGAGAAGCCGUGCUGUGGAAGGCAGCAUCCAGCAUACCGUUCUUUAAGAACUAUCUGGUGUCUAAAAGUUUCUACAGAUGGAGUGCCAACCGCCAGUACACAGAGUUCCAAAGACGACAGAGGAGUAUCUCCCGGAACCUUCUGAGCUCUCUGCCCCCGUUUGGUGCUGCACUCCUUCAAAUUUCUGGUUUGCUGAAAGAGUUGCUGACAGUUCCCUUUCUUCCGCCAGAGAUUGACAAAACAUACCAGCUUGGGGAGUAUGAGAACAGCAUCAACUACAAGAAUAUUCAGGCUGAAAAAUUGCUGGACAGAUUUUUCAGAUACUGCAAAAUGGUUGUGGACUUCACCGCUGAGGAGGCUUUCAAGAGGUUGAGGUACUGUGAGGAUCAAAUCAAGAAAAAGACAGUCUUCUCAAAGGACUCAUUACACAUGCAGAAGAUGAAGAAGCAAGAGAGAGAGCAAAACCUGAAGGAUGCUAAAAGGGAAACUGCCUUCUUGGGGAACUUUGUGAAGCUGGUGGACCAGAUGAUUGUGGAGCACAUGUUCCAGAUCACCAAGUCCCAGGCCACUCACUUCGUCCACUCUGUGCUGGAGAUUGGGAUGGAUGCUCCGCGGGAGGGAUUCUUCAAAGCCAAUCUAGUCUUCAAUAAGCAAGAUAUGUUGGGGCUGUCCCCUUCCAAGGACAGAUUCCAGAAGGUUCUCAGCAACACGUUGCGAGGCAUACCACAGAUUCUUAUGUCAAAGGUCAUCGCAAUAGAUGGCUGUGUGCAGGACAAGGAAUCCCUUGAGGGGGAUACGACAGCACGCUCCGAGGGCCACAAACAUCCUGACAAUAUUCACAGACUGUCCAUCAGUUUUGCUCAGGCAACUGUGGAAGGCAAGAGUGGCACUGCCUCACUGAUAAGUUCCCUCAAGCAAAGCAGCCACCAGACAUUUGGCACAGGUUCGGAGCCGCCAGCCUCCCACUUAGAGGGAACCUCGGGGGACCGGGACGUGGACGGAGAGACGGUUGUCAGCUCGGUCAAAGUCACAGGAGAUGGACCUCUACCACUUCCUGACCUGCCCAAACAAGCCACACCAUCAAAAGAGGAAGAUGAAAUGGGCGUGGCCACACCUGAGUUGGUGAUGCUUCAUGCAGAUGAUGGACAGUUGGUGGUGGAGGGUGAGGGCUUCAUGGGUCAGUACAGCCCUUUGUCUAAGGCCAACCUGGAGGAGAAGCUGCACUUGGAUCAUGAGUACCAAGCUGCUUUGAAGAAACAGAUGACACUGAUGGCUGUAAGCAUGGAGGAGAUAGACCACUACUGUGAACUCAACAAGUGGCUGAAUGAGAUACACCAGUACUGCCGGCGCUGGAAUGAGAAGUCGGUCAAAGAGUUCCGAGGGGCUGCUGCAUUUGCCAUUGAGCAAAAACUGACAGAACUGCGCCAGUGGUCGGAGAAAGUGAGGAACUUUGAUCGGAACUAUGUGACAGAGAAUGGCAUGUUCUACAUCGACUGCUCUGCUAUCCAUGAGGGGCUACUGCCGCGCCUUAAUGAUAUUUACCAGGAGCUCAUUACAUUUGUGGCUGAUGAAGCUAAGAGCCUGGCCAAGAACUUUGCUGAGGAGAUGAAUGUCAUUCUCAAGAACAUGACAGACAAGCGAGAGGAUGUUUCAUCUUUUGCCUCAUUUGCCAAAAACUUUGGCCACUACAAGAAAAACACUGUACAGUACCAACAGCGAGUUGAGUACAUCAAAUCACUUUACGAGGUAAUCCGCAUGAGCUACAGACAGCUGACCAAUGAGGAGGAGAAGCAUGAGGAAAGGGUCUGGUCCUCCUGGGAAGCCUUCCUCAUGCAGAUGCAGGAUGCCUCAGAGUUUGUGAACAUACAGACGCCGCUCAUGAUGCAGCAGCUGGAGGAGGCAUUCCAGCGGCUGAGAAAAGAAGCCACCAUGCAGUCUGAGCUGGCCACAACAGGCAUGUUUUUGGACCCCACGGUCAAUGCUCUCAAGAUCCUGGCAGACAUGAAAGUGAUUCGAGAGAAGUUCUUCAGCACUCAGACUCAGCUUCAGGAGGCUAGCCAGUGGCGUGAGGCAAUCCUAGGGGAGCCAUACAGCCUCAAGUUCCUCAAUGAGAUGAUUAUGAAGAUGGACGUGAGACAGGAGCUGUGGAAGUAUGUGGAGGUCUCCACACACACCAUCAAAGACUGGAAACAAAUGCUCUUCAAGAAGAUCAACAUCAAGAAAGCCCUGGAGAAAGUGAUUGAAUGGCAGUCGGCAGCCUCCCAGCUCAAGCCUCUUGUGGGACAUGGGGACUCCGUGCUCACAGCCUGGUACCGACAGCUGCAAGAUUUUCGGAAAGAUCUUCCCAUCUUGCACAAACUGGCCAACGAUGCUCUCAGGGAAAGACAUUGGCAUGCCAUAUUUCUGGGGCUGAAUGAGCCGUUUGACCCCAGUCAUCAGUUCACAGUGGCUGAGCUGAUGUCUUACAAUCUGUCAGACCAUGCGGAGCUGGUCACUGCCACAUACCUGAGCGCUCUCGCAGAGUAUGACCUGGAGCAGAGGCUGAAUCGCAUCACCAAGUUCUGGCAUGACAGGCAGUUCAAACUGGCAAAACAUAUUCCUGACAGCAUGUUUACCAAAGAACCUGCCAAGCGUGGAGGUUCAGGCAAGCGGCCAACAAAGUUGGAGCGCUACCGACAAGAGCGGGCUGCUGCAAUGGCUGGGGCUCAGAAAGGCCUGGAGGUUGCCAAUGAUGACUUCUACGUGCUGAUUGAGGUGGAGGACCUGAAGUAUCUGUUAGAGGAUGCUCGCUGCACUGUGGAUGCCAUGUUGGCUUCUCCGUACGUCGGGGACAUCAAGAGCCAGGUAGAGUACUGGUGCCAGGCUCUGAGGGAGAUUGAGGAGAUCGCUGACCAGUGGGUGGAGUGCCAGAAGAAGUGGCUUUACCUUUUGAAAAUAUUUGAGAGGGCUGAACUCUAUCGCAAGUUCUCUCAACAAGCCUUCAAAUUUGAAGCCAUUCACACAAAGUUCAAGGACUGGAUGAGGGUUGUGUCAAACGACUCCAAAUGUUUAUCUGUUGUGAACCGUCGCCGUGGUGACAAGGGGUAUCGUUUGCUGCAGGGGGACAAUUUGAAAGCUUUGCUGCUUUCUCUAACCAGAGAACAGGAGGAAAUCUUGAGGGACCUUGAGGCUUACAUAGAGAGGUCAAGGUCAAACUUCCCACGCUUGUACUUUCUUAGCAACUUGGAGAUUGUCGACCUCCUGGGUGUGUCUCGCAACCCACAGGCUCUGUUACCCUAUGUGAGAAAGUGUUUCCCUACCAUACAGAACCUCACAUUUGCUCUCCCUCCUGGAAUGGGUGGCCUCAACUCUCAACUGGAUUUUGCCCUGAACAGUGACAAACUGGAAGUUGUCAGUAUCCAUGGGUCCUGUGGUGAAGAGUUACCUCUGUACACCAGGGUCAAGGCCAUGCCACUGGCUACAAACUGGCUGCUCAACAUCAACGACAUUCUCAAGAACACCAUGUCCAUCCUCAUGCAGGCUUGUGUGCAGGCCAGGAUGGAAGAAGGAACAAGACAACCUAUCCUCAUCCUUGAGGAGCUGGCCCGACUGGGAGGACACUCGGCAUCACCGAGAGUGGAGGAGCUGAGCUCGGAGAUCAAGUCUCGCUUCCGGCACUGGCUGCUCCGGUUCCCUGUCCAGUGUGUGAUCACGGCCGAGGCUGUCAUGUGGGAGAGAGGGAUGACUCGUAUACUGGAGAGAGAGGAUAAGGAUGAGCUGCGGAUGCUCAGGUCGAGCCAUGGCGCCAAGUUGGACCAGCUGGUUGAUGUUCUACAGGAGACCCAGACCCGUGCUCGUAUCAAUGACAAUGACCGACAGAGGCUGAGACUCCUCAUCUCUGGAUUGCUCAACCAAAGCAUCUAUCACAGGGACAUUAUGGAAAACUUGAUAGAGAGCAGCCAGGUGACAGAUGCUGCCUUUGACUGGCUCAAGAUUUUGAAGUUCCGAAUGGACAUCCGAAACAUUCUGAGGGCCAAAACUGUGAUGACGGAGAGCUCAGCCAAUGCCUCAACGGGUGGCGUUCAGAAACAAGCUCGGAGAUCAUCUGUGAAAGCAAAGAAAGAUACCAAAGUGACUAUUGAAGAGACUCCAAAGCUGUCGAGGACCUUAACCACUGUGUCAACGGACUAUCAGUUCAGUGCCUGCUACAUUCAGCAGCUGGGAAAUGUAUUCAGCUAUGACUACGAGUAUUUGGGCCCUAGUAGCCAUCUAGUGGUCACUCCACUGACAGAGCGAGCUUUUCUGGCUGUUGGACACGCGCUGAAGACAUUCCAUUGUGGCACGAUGAUUGGGCCCAAUGGCACUGGGAAAACGGAGACAGUCAGAGAGCUGGCCAAGCUCCUGGGUCGCUGCAUCUUCACCAUCAGCUGCCACGAGAGCAUUACCCUUCCCAUGAUGCUGCAGUAUAUGACGGGGAUGGUACAGUCAGGCUGCUGGGCCCUGUUUGAUGACACUGACCGGCUGACAAGAGGUCUCAUGUCAGUGACUGCACAGCAGUUGGACUAUUUGCGAACAGCUCUCAGGACUCUGGAUGUAAACAGUGAGAACCAGUAUCAGAUCAGAGGGCACUCCCAUUUUGACAAGGUUUUUGCAAUGAAAGCUGGUAUGGGUGACAAAGUCAUCAGACGUAACUCUUUGACGACCCUACACCCGUUGCCCCGAGUUGAGGUUCAGCCUUCACCUCUGAUGGAGCGGCAGAGGACUGUGCCUCAUGGAUUCAAUGAGAAGGGUCUUGUGACUUACUUUGAAGACACAUGGGUGGCUGAAAGAGAUCAGAGACGUCAUUCCAUCGAGAGAGAGAUUGAGAUCAAAGAGUCAGACUUGUACAAGAGUAACAAGCCGCCUCCUUUGUUCUAUGAACAUGUAAAGGCCGGCAGGAAACGGUCACCUCCAGACUUCUCCAAACUGACCGCUGAACCAUCAUACUCGCACAGAAUGCUGGGUAAUGUCAUGUUCAACGGGAAACUUAUCCAGGCCAGCUCCAACUUUGGGUGUUUCAUGACCUUGAACGCUAACAAUCCUGCAUCAUCUGACAUACCUUACAAUUUCCGCGUGCUCAUGCGACCCUGUGCUCUGAUUGUUCCUGACUCGGAGAAGAUCAUCUCUGUGACUCUGCAGAGCUAUGGCUACCACAAACAUGCACUCUGGGCACAGAAACUGACUCUGUUCUUUAAGUUCUUGGAAACACAGAUGCCCCGCCAGAAACAGCACCAGGCUUCCUUGCGUGAGAUCAAGAGAGUUCUAAUGCUGGCUGUCGCCAAGAAGGUGGACACAAACUUCCUGCAUGAGAUCAGCGGUGAUGCUCCGGGAGUGUCUGAUGGCACCGAAUGGAAGCCCAGCAGUGCCGAGUCUACCCCAGAAGUGGCGGAGGAGCACAGUCUGGUGUUUGCUCUCAAGGAGAUCCUGAGCCCACGCUACGAGAGUGAGGCUGAGACCAACAAGUUCCUGGACCUUCUGCGAGAGGUUUUCCCGCGUGCAAUCAGCGAGCAGUCCAACAGCUCUUACUCUGCUCUCAACCAGCAAGUGUCGACGGCCAUAUCGGAGGUCUUCAAAGAGGACAAGAUGGAAGCUAAUGACAUCUUGUUUGACAAGAUCCUGCAACUCCACAAAGCAGUGGACACAAAGACACCAGUCAUCUUGACUGGUCAAACAGGCAGUGGAAAGACCAAAGCCUACCACACCCUGGCCCGUGCCAUCAACUUGCUGAAUUACAAACAGUAUGCCCCUGACCACUCCAAAGAUGAGCUGAGCACAGAGAGGGAUGUCCUGUUCCAGACAAAACAGAAGCUGAAGGAGUUAGAUGAGGAGAACGCAGACCUCUUGAAAGAUAUGGAUGAAGAUCUGAAGCCCAAACAGUCCACAGGGAUCAAGAAACUGCAGAAGCUCAAGCUGAACAUCUCCAUGGCCAAGGCUGUCAAAACCACUGGGGAAGGGGCUCGUAAAGUUCAACAAGACUCAUCUGAGUUUCCCAAGAUUGAUCUUGUUCAUCUGUUCCCUGGGGCAAUGACUCCCCUUGAGCUCCUGGGUACCUUCAAAGAUGGUAUGUGGCAUGGAGGUCUGUUGGGCAAAAUUGCCCGUGACUCUUACUUCAUGUGGUUGGCCACAAAGUCCUUUAUUGAGAACCAAAAGAAUGCAGACAAGAAGAAUGUGAAAGGACCAGUGGAGCUACCGUCAAUCCUGCAGCGCUGGCUGGUUCUGGAUGGUGACCUUGACCCUGUCUGGACAGAGGGUGUCAAGACCAUGCUGGAUGAUGAGCAACGUCUGUCUGUUGGAAAUGGCGAAGGGAUCUUACUCAAAGAUUCCACCAACGUUAUCUUUGAGACAAGUGACCUCAAAUCUGCUGCCCCGUCCACCAUUGCCCGUGCGACUGUCGUGUUUUGUGGACCAGGCACCACCAACUGGACCUCACUUUAUCACACCUGGAAGCUGACAGCUCCAUCAAAAUGGCUGCUCACUUCAGUUGGCCUGAAGAUUCUGGAUGACCUCAUCAAUGAUGUUCUGCCCUCCACUGUCAAGUUUUUGUCCUCGGAAUGCCAGACAGCGCUUCUCACUGACGUCGGCUCUUCAUCGGCCUCUGCAAACCAGGUCACUCCAGGUGUUUCUGAAAUCUCGGCCUUCUUGAGGAUUUUCUCUGCCAUGCUCGAUCGCUCACUGAACAGAGAAGAGAUGGAGAAGAAAAUGAGAUGGGAAGAAGAAGCAGCCUCCAUGAUUGAUCCACCAGAAUCCAAGAAAGGAGACCGACAAGUGCCCCCAUCUAGACAGAUGGGCAGCCGGCUGACCAACGCUUCACAGAUUGAGUCGGUCAUCCCAAACUAUAGGGAGAACCUGAAAGGGAUGUUUGCUUUCUCUUACAUUUGGGCUUUUGGAGGUCAUUUACAUGACAGGUUCCGAGAGCGGUUCAGUAAGUUUGCCCACGAUGCCUUGUACCGUGCCAGUCAUUCCAUCCGACUGCCACUGUGGGGUCAAGUCUUUGAUUACUAUCUGGAUGAAAGCAAUGGAACCUUUGCGAAAUGGAGUGACCGACAGCAGCAAGACCGCGUUAAAAAUCUGGCUGGCUUCCUCGUCACGCCUGAGGUGGACCGCUAUUCAUGUUUACUGGAGCUGUUGAUGGCUUCCCACCAGCCCGUCCUUCUUUCAGGCUCUCCAGGUGUUGGAAAGACCUCUCUUGUACAGAGCAUGGUCCUGGCAAAAAUGCCGUCCUCCUCCGUGACCAUGUCCCGUGGACUGACUGCAUCCAUCUUCCAGGAUUUGCUGAUGGGUCAUGUGCUGGACAUCCAGAGCAAGACCAAUGCCGCUGUGGGUGGGCCGGGGGCGGGAGCUGCACCAGUGGCUCAGAGACAUCUCUUCUUUGUGGACGAUCUCAACAUGGCCCCGGCUGUGGGAGGUUACCAGCCUCCCCUCGAGCUGAUUAGGCACAUCCUGACGGAAGGAGGAACAUAUGAGAGACACAGGAAGGAGUUCCAGAAGACAGAGGAGGCUGCCUUCAUUGCGGCCACCACUCUCCCAGCUGCUGCUGGAACGGGACUUGGCAACGCCUGUCAUGUGAUGUCAUCGCGACUGACUCGACAGUUUGUCAACCUGACUGUGUUUACCCCCUCUGGAGACGCGCUGCUGACCAUGUUCUCUAGACCGUUGCAGACGUGGCUAGAGGAGUUCCCCACCUACUCAGUGGAACAUCACUACGAGUUUGCCAAAGCCAUGUCUGAGGGGAUGCUGGAAUUGUACCAGGCUGUGAAGGAUCGCCUCCGACCCAGCCCGGCCCACGCUCACUACAUCUUCUCCCUCCAUGAUCUGGCCCGAGUUGUUCAGGGGAUCAUGCUCAUGUCUCCGAGGACUCGCAUCAAGAAGGUCAAGGUCAAGAAACGAGAAGCUGAGAAGUUGGGCAGCCUGAGGUCACGUAACCCAGAAGUGAACUCUGCUCCAAUGAUGCGGGUCAUUGCUCAGCUCUGGUGUCAUGAGGUAUCCAGGAACUUUGGUGACAGAAUUAUCAACGCUGAUGAUCAAGCAUGGUUCAGCAAAAUGGUUGAGGAUGUGGUGACCCGACACUUUUGUUCAUCUCGCGAUGAUGUUCGGCCAGAAAUGUCUGCUAUAUCGGAGGAGCCAACCAUGUAUCGCAAAUCCCCACCUCUUCAGCGACGACAGUUUGCAUCCCCGCCACCCAAAAUUGCCUCUCCUUGUGAUGAUGAUGAGGAGGAAGAAGAGGAGGACUCUGGAGAGACAGAUAAGGCAAAGACAGACGCUCUUAUGGAAAGACUGAAUGUAACAUCCAGACAGGAAGGAACCGGACCUUCAUCGUCUCGAGCGUCCAAGCGUAAUGGGGAGGAGGGACUGAGUCCUUUAGACAUGCAGUCUGCCACGCAGGCAAGUACUCCUCGUAGUGAGUCGAGGUCUGCGCUGACCGGCGCAACAUCGGUUCAGACAGCGACCACAGAAGGUGCCACACACGUCACGUCGGAGUCAGAUUCUCUCUCGGAGUCCAACAGCCAGCUCGACAAAAGCAUCGUGUCCACCACCACAGGCGGUCGAGAGACCGAGCUAGGGGACAUCCAUGAGGCAGAGACGGAAUACGAUGGAGAAGGCACCGAGAUUGGAGACAAAGUGACCACUACCCAAACGUCUGAUGACUCGGAUGACUCGGAUGACUCUGACUCAACAUCUGAAGUGUCCAGUUCCUCAGCCACAGAGACUUAUGCCAGCAUGUCAGAAUGGGCUAAAGGUUCGCCAGAAUUGCUAGCAUGUAGCUCCAUGAUUCUGGAGCAGAAUCCCACCCGAGAAAAUAGCUCUGCUGGAGAGUUCAUCACUGCAAGUGCAAGUGGAACUCCCCGUAAUAAAAGACAAGGCUCUCGGGCGGCAAAGCGUGGGGUUACAUUCAAGGCAGGUCUCAUUGCUGACAAGGAGCAUGAGGCGUAUUAUGGCCCUCUGGUGUCCCUUGAUGAGAUCAAAGGAAACAACAAUAUGCUCACGGAUUUGAUCUUCAGCAAGUACUUCAUGGCAUGUCACACAGAGACUCAUGGCUUUCCUACUGAAAAAGGCUACAUGGAAAAUGGAGAGGAGGUCUUGGCCGAUGCCUUGCAGACAUGUCUGUCUCGCUACAAUGAUGGUACCUCCCAGCGACUGGAACUUGUGUUUUUCUCUGAGGCCGUCCGCCACGCUGCUCGGCUGAGUCGUGUGCUGGCCCACCCAAAAGGUCAUGCACUUCUCUUGGGCAUGAGCUACUGUACCGGUCGUGCCACUGUGGCGCGUCUCGCCGCAUUUGUCGGACACUGCAAACUGUACGAGCCCAAGCCUCAGUCAGCCUCUGAGUUGAACCUGCGUGUCGUGAGAAGACAUAUCAAACUCAGUUGUUUCCACGCAGGCAUCACGGGCAAGCCCACAGUGCUUUUGGUACAUGAAGACCUAGGGGAGGAGUGUCUGCAGGACGUCAGUGCUGUCAUGGCAGAAGGUACAUCGCCUGGGCUGUACUCGGACGAGGAGGUGCAGGACAUUGUGGGUCACAUGAUGCCCGGCGGUGUCCAGACCAAGCGCGUGGACAAGAUCGAGCAAGCGUUUGAACGUUUCAUCAAGCGAGUCCGGCAGAAUUUGCAUGUUAUUGUCUGUUUGAACUACAAAGGAAACAGCUUCUCCACAGACUUUCACGCCCUGCAGGACAAACUCCACACGUACCCUGGCCUCAUCAAGAACUGUUUCAGCAUUGACCUCUACCUGCCCUGGAGUUUCCGUGCCCUCUCUCAGGUGGCCCGUGCCUGGCUGGAGGACACCAAGUCGGGGGUAAGGAUUCCUUGGAACCCUCACAGGAAAAUGGAGCAAAUAGAAAUGGCGUCCAACACUAUGGCCUACAUUCACUUGUCUGCCAAGGCCGCCAUUGAGAGGCAGUUCUGCCACCAAAAGGAGCCACUGAGAAUCUUCACACCUCUCACGUUCCUGGAGUUUGUUCACAUCUUCAAAAUAGUGGCUGCAUUCCUUGUGAAAACAGAGAAGGGCAAAGGUGUCAAAUUUGAGCAGGCUCUUAGCAAGAUUGAUGAAGCUUUUGGGAGCAUUGCUGAAUUCAAGAAAGAGGUUUCUGACCUUAUGCCACGUCAGAAAUCUGCCAACUCAGAGAUCCGAGAUCUGGUCACACAAGUGGAGACCCACAAGCAAGAAUACAUUGUGGCAUUGGACAAAUGUAAAACCCAGGAAGAGAAAAUCAUCGAGUUGCAAGUGCCUCUUGAGAGACUCAGGAAGUCAGCUCAGUCUGAGUUUGACAAGGUAAACCCCAUUUAUGAGGCAGCGGCCCAAGUGUUGGAUAACCUGGACUAUGCUUGUGUGGAGGAGUUAAAGAGUUACCCAUCACCUCCAGAGACGGUCGAGUAUGUCAUGAAUGCUGUCUGCCUGCUUUUCAACAAGCCACAAACCUGGGAUAGUGCCAAGUCUUUGAUGGCUGACAAGAGCUUCUUUCAAGAACUCAUCUUCUACAACAAGGACGACAUCCCAGAGGACAUCUUCAAUGCUUUGAAAAGGUUUAUGGUCAACCCGUUGUUUGAUCCACACGUGGUCCGUUUUGCCAGUAGUGCCGCUAGCUCCAUGUGCUGCUGGGUGAGGGCUGUCUACAUGUACAGUAGCAUUCACCGCAAGAUGCAGCCACACCUCAAGAACUUGUUGGAUGCGGAGAACAAGUUUACCAAGGCCCAAGCCCAACUAGGUCAGCUGAGAGUGGAGGCUCACCGCAUCAAAAACAGCUUGGAGCAGCACAUCAACCAUCACAAGGAGGCAGUUAAAGUGGCCAAGGCCAUUGAGAAACAGAUACAGGCUGUGGAGAGGCGUAUUGCCCGAGCCAACAACUUGAUGGAGAACAUGUCCAUGCAACAUUUCCUGUGGAGAUCAGAGCUGAAGAAGACCCGCAAGCAAAUCGCAUCAGCUCCCGGUGAUGCCAUCAUCACAGCCGCUUGUGUCGUGUAUCACGGGCCACUGGAUGACAAGUCCAGGCUGGAUCUGAUCCACGAAUGGCUGGACCGGAUCAAACAUAGCACUCUGGAUGCUCAGACCUACAUGGAUCGGGAGCCUUAUUCCGUCACUGCGCGGCUGGAACUCCUCAUGGAGGGUGGGGGGUCACAGGUUCAAGGACGGAGGAACAGCGGAGAUGUGAGUGAGGCAGCUUCUGGCUCUCAUGCCACAGAGACGUACAGGAGUGAGGUCAGCUCUAACCUUCCAUCCCACCCUCAGGUGAAGACAUUCAAGUACAUGUCAGCAGUGUAUGACAGCAGCAAGUACUACAAGAACGAGCUGAAGAAACAGGACACCAUGGAGAGUGUCAUCCUGGAGGAAGAUGUCAUGGAUGACUCGGACGACGAGGAUGACCAUGGUCCACUUCCGACCCGCCCCAAUCUUACGCUGCAGGACAUUCUCUCUGACUUUGAUGAGCUCAGUGACUGGAGGAUGCAGAACCUGCCUACAGACCUGCACUCGGUCCAGAAUGCGCUGAUGAUGCGUGUAUGCUGUCACAACCGCAAACACUGCUGGCCGCUGCUCAUCGACCCAGACAACCAGGCAGAGAUGUGGGUCAAAGCCUUGCAGAACAGCCAGAAUGUCUUCACUGAACGUGAUGUGGCAGACUUUGCUGUGGAAGACGCUAUCCCCAUUGAUGAAAGAAGCUUGCAAAAAAGUAGUGAGCAAGACAUCCCUGAGCCCCCACCCAGCAGAGGCACCAUCCUGACCUUCUCUGACGUGACAGAGUACACAUUCGCUGACAGUCAGUCCCAGUACACUUCCACCUCCAGGGCUAUGACAAGCCAUGGCUGGCUGUCAAGGCACACAGGUGACAGUGAUGAGCUGCGUCCCGUGACAUCAGUGACAAACAGCUGGGACAGCUAUAACUUGAAUGCUGAGACCGAUUUGGAUGUCCCGGACUCGAGUCUGUGGGUGUUGGAGGCUGAUGACCCAAACAUCAACUCCCGGCUCAUCAAUGCCAUUGUGCAUGGUGUGACCGUUCUUGUGACCCAUCUAGAGAGGAAACCGCUGGACCCGUUUUUCAGAGGUCUCUUGCUCAAGCAGUUCUACGUGGACAAGGAAGGAAACAAGAUCGUCAAGGUCGGAGACAUGGCCUUCAACUACCACCCCAACUUCUGCCUGUACCUCAGCACCACUGUCCCGCUGUUUGUGAAAGGUGAUGGUCUUUACAGUUUCCCACUGAAUCGACUGUGUGUCAUCAACAUGGCUGUGAGCGAUGAGGCCAUCAUACACAGACUCAUGUUUGAAACGAUGAAGAUUGAGAAGAAAGAGUUUGAGGGACAGAAGAGGUCAAAUGAGAAUGACAUAAUCCUGCAUCGACAGAGACUUGCUAGAGAACAUGAAAUUAUCCGAGAAAAAACUCUCAACCUCAAUGGCCCUCUCCUAGAAGACAAGACUAUGCUAGACUCACUCAUCGUGUGUCAGACCAACGUGGAGAGAAAUCGACAGAUCCUUGAAGAAACCCGCUACAUGGGAGACCACCUGGAGGGGAAAUUUGCCCAUUACUCCCCCUUCAUCAAACACUCGGUGAUGCUGUACAACGUACUGCGUAAAAUGGCGGUGUUGUACCCCUGCUACUAUCUGCCCUUCUACAAGUAUGUGGAGAUGUUUGCGGCUGUCAUUCGGAGCAGGGAUCGAGGCAAGGGGAGUCUGGGUGCACCUCAAGUGCGAGCGCAGGAGCUGUCGGACGCAGUGCUCCACACAGUGAUCAAGUAUGUGAAGCUGAUGAUGUUUGAGCAGCACUACAACCUGCUGUGUCUCCUGGUCUCCCUGGAGCGCAUGAUGCGCCAGCGUAAGGCCAGCAACAAGGAGCUCAGCCUCUUUGUCAAUGGCUGUCUGUCUGCCUGUAAAACAGCUCUGUCUAAUAAACAUGUAUUUUGCUUUAUGUAUUUCUGUUUAUCAUACCUGUCAUUUCUACCAAUAAUCUACUUUUUCAUAGAUUUUGUCCCUACAACACUGCUAAGUGUUUUCUGUAUGAAAUCAUCAUUGCUACUUUCCUUCUCUCAGGCCUGGCUUGACUGCAGUAUCCUGGAGUCCUUGCAUCACCCCUUCCAUGGCCUGUGUCAUUCACUGGUCAACAACUCACAGCAGUGGGAGGAAUACUUCAAGCAUGACGUCAGCCUGGUCAACAUGGUGCCAGGUACAACGCUGCAAGAGUUAUCUCUCUUCCAGAAGUGUCUGCUGUGGAAAGUCAUAUGUCCCCACAAGAUGGCAGAGUUGUCCCAGGCUAUCAUCCUGUACGAGCUGGGCAGUGCUGUGGACCCCGCAGACAACUACAACAUCAGAGAGGUGUUUGCUCGCAAUGACCAACACACACCUACCGUGUUUCUGUUACCGACAUCGGAGAAAGGACCAGCUUGGGAUGGAACUGUUGGCUAUCCAUUUAUGAGCCCCGCCCAUGAAGUGAAGCGACUGGCCCGCGAAGUCGGCAUGGAGGGUAAAGUUCGAAUCCUCAACUUUGGUGUCCAGUCUCAGUGGUCUGAGGUCCAGCAUGCUAUAGAGGACUGCCUGCAGACUGGACACUGGCUACUGCUACAGAACUACCACCUAGCAGAGAACCCAGACCCACAGUUCUUCCAGACUCUGAAGGACUUGAUCUAUGCAAGGUGGACAGAGAAGGAGAAUGCUGAUCGUGGUGAAGUGAGUGAUGAGGGGCGGAGCCUUGUGACCAGGUCUCGGCCCUCCACUCACGUACACUCGAACAAAAUACACAAGUUGUUCCGGCUGUGGAUCACCACCAGGGCUGAUGGAAAGAGAAUUAUACCAGGGUUGCUGAUUCAACAUGGUUUGCGGGUCACCUGCGAGGCAACGGCCAACUUCCGGAGCCUACUAGGCAAGGCAUACAAGUCUACAGGUUUCCUUAUGAGUGCCAAAGCAGCUACUGAAUCAGAGAUGGUCCAGCGGUUCCACAGAGUGAUGCCCCUUGCCCUGCUCCACGCCCUGGUCCUCCAGCAGUCCUACUACGGCCGCCAUGCCUUUGUCAACCACCAGUUCUGGACGCUGGCUGACCUCGCUAAUGCUGUGGACGUCUUCCAAAAUCUCACUGCCUGGACCACAGACCUGGAGUCAACCACAGACCUUGUGGCCCAGGUUUACUCUGGCCAUUGUCGCGAUCUGUCUGAUGCCCGGUCUGUGCAGGCCGUGGUGAAAGAUUUAGCCAGAUACAGCGUACAUGUUGGAGAGAUCUCUGGCAAAGAAGUGAAGGGAGUUGGGCGGCUUUUGCAGCGGUUGAUUGAAGGCAUCAAGGAGACAGGUGACCUGCAGCGGGCACUGGACUCGAUCGAGGACAUCUCGGCCCGGACAUUCUCCCUGCCUGAUGAAGCUCAGGCACACCUCAUGACCUCCAAGAGCAAGAUCUUGAUCAAAGAGCUGACGCAGGCUACAGGGGCCCCUGAACUGUUACUGUCCUCUCAGCUCCGCGGUGGUGCCCCAUCCUCUGCUCUAGCAGGACACAUCUUGCCGGCACUGCUUGACCAACUAACCGCUUGUCCGGUCCUUCCCGACACCUCCUCUGCCCAGAUCAUGCCUCUGGAUGUUUUCUUCAGCCAGGAAGUGGCUGGUUUCAAGCAGUUGUUUCUGAUAGUGCAGAACGACCUCAAGACGUUGUCCAAGGCCGCCCAGGGGGAGAUCUCACUGACCUCUCACAUGUCCUCCAUCUUUAACGAUGUCUGUAAUGACGAAGUCCCGACAGCCUGGCUCGGGGAUGCGUUUGCCACGAGUCCCAGCCUUCGGGUGUGGCUGUCGGAGAUGGCCAUCAGGAUGACAUAUAUCAAAGACUGCUUACUGGAGUGCCCGGCAGUGCUUCACCUCAGCAUGUUUCUGCGGCCCGACAGGUUGUUCCGUGUGGUCAUGCAGACAUACGCCAGGAAAAAUUUCAAGGAUAUAGCUGAUGUGAAACUUGAUUUCCAGGUCAUGCCCGAGGGACUGACUCCAUCUAUGUCUGCAACGUCUGGAGUUUUCCUCACGGGUGUUCAGCUCAAGAACGCCACCUGGGAUACCACACUGAACAUCAUCUCUGAUGCUCCACCUGGACCCCACGGGUAUGGCCCCUUCCCCACGAUCUGGGUCAAACCAGGAGAUGUUGAAGCCUCAACAACAAACAAGUCUGUCCCAGCCCCGGCGGCUAAGAAUGCUGUGUACCUUUGCCCGCUGUACAGCGCCCGGCACUCUGACCACCACUCAGAUGCCAAUGUGUUGUGGAACAUUCCCUUACCGUCCCUGGAGCACCCGAAUAUUUGGGCCCAGAAGCGGGUAGCUCUCACCCUCAUGGCAGUUUGAAGGACUGGCACAGCUGCUGUUAUUACCGACUUGUCUUUAGACUAACAUUAUUCAUGGCGAAGAAAAGCCCAUCUCCCAAUCCAACAACAGAAAAAAAUGCUCUUACUCAAGAAGGUGAUGUUGGCCUAUUUCUAGUUUGGUUUCCACACAAUGCCAUUUUAUUUUCUGAGAAAGAGAGAAGUUUCUAAUGGUUUUAUUGAUAGAAAAAAAAACUAUCAGAAUGCUUCACAGCUCUCUGCCAAAAUGUUUUAUUCAUGUGCCUGCUUGUUAGGGGAAAUUGAAUCCUUCAAACUCCCUCCAAAAUGUGUGUUGUAUUUCAUUUCCUCGUUAGACUUUCAUCAUGUUGCAGCAGAUCUGGUGUUAUAUUUUCAGAAAUGCUAAUUAUACUGCUGACUUAAUUGCCAUUCCAAAAGAUAUGAGGUUUUUACUUUUUAUUUACAUAUUUGUAUGCAUAUUCAAUUGUGAUAUAUUGAUUUCGUGUGAGUACCACUCACACUGACUGGCUUUUGUAGUGAUUUUUUAAAUUGUAUGUCUUUCCAUAUCAUGUGUAGCAUGAUACAGAAUAUUUGACUUUAUUUGACUCUGUGACUGUGAUAGUAAUGUUAAACAUACACAGAAUUUAGUUGGUACAUACUGCUGUUUUCCUUUCAGACACCAUUGGGCGAAGUAGUGUUUUAAUGACAUGAUUUGAGUUAUCAUUUCAUCAAACAGAGAGUAUGUCAUUUCUGUUUUGUAUAUAAAACAUUGAUACAGAGGCAACCCAAUUUCAUGUACUUGAAGUUAUUUCUUUGAAAAAUGUAAUGAUGUCUUGUGAGAGACAUAUUGAAAGAUGCUGCUAUGAUUUUCAAUUCAAGUAAGUGAAAUCAAGGUUAUGAAAGUGUACAGAUUUUAUGUUUUUUUAGUUGAUGGCAGAAAAAAGUAUUGAUUUUGGAAACUUCUUUUAAAAAAAAUUAGUGCAUCCUUGCAUUAUUGCCGUCUUAAUGUGUCUUAUUAUUGUGUUAACAGAAAAAAAAUACAACUUUGGUUUGACUGUUUCUGAAGUGAGAAAGUCUGGACAGAAAAAUGUUAUAAAUGCUAGAGAAGCAAACCAAAUGGUUGGAGAACCUUGGAACCCCUAACGGUUCAAGUUCAAGAAUAUCUCCCUGAGGGAUUUGAACCAGGGUCACCUGCGUCAGAGUCAAAGGUUAUGUCUGUUGAAGAAACACCUCUUUUUUGGAGUAGUGUUAUUUUAUAAAUCCAUAAUUGGCAAUCUUUUCUGACCCAUUUGGAGUAUUUUGCUUUAAAAGAAACUGAUUUUAUUGUUUUAUAAAUUAACAGUUAUUGUUAAAUUGUAAAGAGAUAUUUUUACCACGACAAGUAUUGUGAAUUUGUCAAUCACUUAAACUUUUCUAACUAUUGUGAUAUUUCUGCUGUUAAUUAUACUGCUGAGCUGAAGAAAUGUAUUUUUCAUAUUGUACAAAAUAAGUAAAAAUCUAAUGCUGUGAACGUUUCUUUUGUAUAGGAAGCAGAAUCAUUUGAGAAGCUGUGUGUUUUCUCACACAUCAUAAUUCAUGGCCUGUGAGUGCUGUAAUAAAAUGUCUCAUAAACUA